AUGGAUAAGGGAUCGAAUCCUCCGCCGUCGCGUUCUGCCACCACAUCAAACGACGUCGACUUUAAUAUCAAAAGUAAUCAUAGCAAUAAUCGAAAGACGGCGGCGGGUUCGGGGGUCCCACCACCUACGAAUAUUCCGGCUGAUUCCGAGGAGUACCAGGUCUUCCUUAAAAGCCGACUCGAGUUGGCGUGCGCCGCCGUCGCUUUGACCCGGGCAAAUAAUUUGAAGCUUCAAGAUUCAGCAUCUGCAGCGCCUGGAAAUGGAUCACAGGCUUCUCACGUUGGAGCUGGGCACGUAUCAUCAAUGGGACAAGAUAAGGAUGCCAGUGGACCACUUGGGUUAUCUUCCCUGCCCGCAGUGCCUAAGAAAUCUGGGGCUCAGGUGAAGUCAACAACAAGUGGCUCAUCUGGAGAACAAUCAGAUGAUGAUGAAGGCGAGGGAGAAACUGAUACAAAUCUGACUAUGGACCCUGCAGAUGCAAAGCGCGUACGGAGAAUGCUUUCAAACAGGGAAUCCGCAAGACGCUCGAGAAGAAGAAAGCAGGCCCAUUUGACUGAGCUCGAGACGCAGGUUUCCCAAUUAAGAGUUGAAAACUCUUCUUUGAUGAAGAAACUCUCUGAUAUAAGCCAAAAGUACAAUGAAGCAGCUGUAGACAAUAGAGUUCUGAAAGCUGAUGUUGAGACAUUGAGAGCUAAGGUAAAAAUGGCCGAAGAGUCGGUUAAAAGAGUAACUGGUUUAGGCCCAGCGUUCCAAUCUAUGUCCGAGAUAUCCACAAUGGGCAUGCCAUCUUUUGCCGGUAGUCCAUCUGAUACAUCAGCAGAUGCUGCUGUACCAGUACAAGUGCAAGAUGACACAAAACAGUGCUAUCAUCAAAGUUCUACAUCGACUGGUGAUCCCAGGUUCCGAAAUGGUUUAGUAGAUAUUCCUCCAGCGGAUAAUGCACGACUGAAUGAUGCAGCAGGCACGGGGAACAAGAUGGGAAGAACAGUUUCCAUGCAGAGAAUUUCUAGCUUGGAACAUCUGCAGAAGCGCAUUCGUGGAGGAACGGGCUCUUGUGGAGAGCAGUAG
Molecule: messenger RNA, 1068 nt
Organism: Fraxinus pennsylvanica
Lineage: Eukaryota; Viridiplantae; Streptophyta; Magnoliopsida; Lamiales; Oleaceae
Source: the annotation of a GenBank genome assembly